This is a messenger RNA of Pelmatolapia mariae (spotted tilapia), 344 nucleotides long. It is a transcript of the gene prok2, whose product is annotated as prokineticin 2. The record is from RefSeq and is a predicted model, not a curated record. NCBI's taxonomy places the organism in Eukaryota, Metazoa, Chordata, Actinopteri, Cichliformes, Cichlidae. Gene Ontology annotation, biological process: endothelial cell proliferation. The transcript is spliced from 3 exons. Bases 21 to 344 code for a protein of 107 amino acids.
CACAAAGACAUCGCUUCAUCAUGAGGUCUUUCUUCUUACUGCUCUUCUCGCUGUUGUUGGUGUCCCACGGAUCUUCAGCCGUAAUCACAGGGGCCUGUGAAAGGGACUCCCAGUGUGGAGGAGGGAUGUGCUGUGCAGUGAGUUUGUGGAUUCGCAGCCUGCGUAUGUGUACGCCCAUGGGACAGGAAGGAGAGGACUGUCAUCCUCUGAGCCACAAGGUUCCCUUCUUUGGCAAAAGGCUUCAUCAUACCUGCCCCUGUUUGCCGAACCUGUCAUGUAUUACCAUCGUGGAAGGCAAAUCCAAAUGUCUCUCACCCUACAAGUAUCCUGACUUCUACCUCUGA